AAGGAAAGAGGGAAGGAGGGGGGAAGGGAUCAGGGAUUUACUUUCAGGGCUUCGUGGGCGAAGAGAGAGAAAGCAAAGCAAGGGAAGGGAAGAAGGAAGGAAGGAAAGAAGGGGCCGCGCUUGUUCUCUGCCUCCUCCUCCUCCUGAAGGCGUCACGGGAGAGAGCUUGUCCCGGGACGGAAGCGAGGCUGCGGCGGGCAUGGCGAGUCCUUGCCUGUCGCUGUCCCUUUGGGGGCUGCUGCUCCUGCCGCUCCUGCUGCUGUGCGCCCUGACCCUCCGCGCCGCGCCGGCCCCCCGCCCGGGGGAGUUCUGGCAUAUCACUGAUUUACACUUGGACCCCAGCUACCACAUUUCAAGGAAUCACACUCGGGUAUGUGCCUCUUCCAAAGGAAAAAAUGCCUCCAACCCUGGCCUAUUUGGAGAUUUUAUGUGUGAUUCUCCAUAUCAACUUAUUUUAUCAGCUUUGCAGUACAUAAAAGAUUCUGAUCAACAGGCAUCUUUCAUGAUAUGGACAGGAGACAGUCCUCCUCAUGUUCCAGUGAAAGAGCUGUCCACAAAAAUAGUCAUCGACAUUAUUGGUAACUUGACUUCUACCAUAAGAAGCUUUCUCCCAGAUCUCCAGGUUUUUCCUGCAUUGGGAAAUCAUGACUAUUGGCCACAGGAUCAGAUGCCCGUGUCUGCCAAUGAAGUUUACAAUGCUGCAGCAAAUUUCUGGAGACCUUGGCUUACUGAUGAAGCUGUCAAUACCUUAAGAAAAGGUGGUUUUUAUACACAGAUAUUUCAUCCCAACUCAUCUGCUCAGCCUCUUAGGAUAAUAAGUUUAAAUACAGUCUUAUACUAUUCUCCUGACAAUAUGACUCUGAAUAUGACAGAUCCAGCAAACCAGUUUGAAUGGCUGGAAAAUGUACUAGAAACAGCGGAACAGAACAUGGAAAAGGUGUAUGUGAUAGGGCAUGUACCAGUAGGCUAUCUGCCUUAUAUGCGAAAUAUUACUGCCAUGAGGAAACACUACAAUGAGAGGUUGAUAGAAAUCUUUCGGAGACACAGCAGUGUUAUCGCUGGCCAGUUUUUUGGGCACACUCACAGAGACAGUGUCAUGGUUCUCCUGGAUGAAAAGGGAAAACCUAUAAACUCCUUGUUUGUGGCACCUGCCGUGACACCAGUGAAGGAUGCCUGGGAAGCAGACACAAACAACCCAGGAGUGAGACUAUUCCAAUAUGAUCCUUCUUCAUAUAGUCUACUGGAUCUUUGGCAGUUCUAUUUGAACCUCACAGAAGCCAACAUGAAAAAUGAAUCAGUCUGGAAGCUUGAAUAUGUUAUGACCAAAGAUUAUGGAAUGGAGGACUUAAUGCCAGAAAGCCUUUAUGAAAUGACAAAUCGAUUGAGUGCACCACAUAGCACAUUAUUUCAAAAAUAUUACUACUAUUAUUUUGUGAGUUAUGAUGAUCCACAUUUGUUUUGUGCAAAGCACUGUAAAAUCAGCCAGCUGUGUGCAAUCAAACAUUUAGACUUAUCUUCCUAUAUAGAUUGUAUUGAACAUGAAGACAAAUUGCAACAUGGAGAAUAGGAACUAUUCACUCUUAAGAAAUGGUGCACUCUAAACUCAGUUCGGAUAUAACAAGUAAAUUGCAUUUAUUAGGUUGAGAACAAGUGUUGUGUCCUUGUUACUUCCCUCCCUUUCAUGUGCCAGAUUUUGUUGUGCUUUGUGUAGACCACAGCCUUCUGUUACAUUCAACUGAUCCUGAUUAAGAGUACAUGACAAUUUUCCAUUUUAGAUAUAACAGAAAACUGAUUUCAACAAGAAGAUACUGGAAGUCUGAAUCCUGUGUGCAUAAGGAGAAACAUGCAGGCACAGCAUUAGUUCUUUCACCUUAAAAUCUAUCUUCAUAAGAUGAUAAUUCAGAAUAAAGUAAUUGUUUAGGUAACUGUGCCACAUGGGAACACAUGCUUAAAGACCACAGCCUUACAGUAAAAUAAACUAGUACUGGAUAUUCCUGUUUCAAUGAAGUCCAGGCUAAGCAGUAAUUCAGACUAAAAAAAAUUGGAUGCAUACUGUGCCAGGAUAAUCACACCACUUGCAUAGUUAUAGUAUGAACACAGAUUUAAUUUGCCACCAAGACUAUGUAGGACUAUGAUUUCACUUAAUCCUUCAAAUGGCCAUAAAGGAACAGUCAGUCAGAAAAUUCUUUAAGCAGGCGGUGGCAUUCAUUCUGUGAUGUUAACAUUCAAAUCAUUUCCUCCAGACAGAAUACCCUCAUUUAUUGGAAACCAAAGCAGAAUGCUUAUGAGGCUGCACCUUGCAAUAUUUUCAUUUUUGCUCACACAAAAAUUCAAUUUCUGCUUAUUUUAAAAAGCAAAUAGGAGAAAUUAAAACCCCUACUAAUGUAGUCUAGAGAAUGAAACAUCUAACAAUCAGAAAUAAUGCAAAAGCUAACAAUGUACAAUGAAAAAGGCAAGAGUUUCUUGAUAUUGAAUUCUGUUUCUAAAUGCUAAAGGCAAUGCAAUUAGGUUUAUUUUUCAUCUCAAUUUUAAAAGUGUUUUGUAUGUAUAUAACAGUGACUCAAGGAAGUGUGCCAAAUAUUGGAAAUUUUCAGUAUCAAUAAAGGUGUAUGAACCAGAACAAGA
Anolis carolinensis (green anole) is the source of this 2625-nucleotide messenger RNA. It is a transcript of the gene smpdl3a, whose product is annotated as sphingomyelin phosphodiesterase acid like 3A. The record is from RefSeq and is a predicted model, not a curated record. The transcript has 8 exons. Lineage: Eukaryota; Metazoa; Chordata; Lepidosauria; Squamata; Anolidae. Gene Ontology annotation, biological process: sphingomyelin catabolic process. Gene Ontology annotation, molecular function: sphingomyelin phosphodiesterase activity. The coding region runs from base 200 to 1567 and encodes 455 amino acids.